CCGAUUUAAACUGGGAAUCAGAGAAUGUGUGUUUGCGGCUACAACUCCUGAACAGAGUGGUUUUAUCAAAGGGGCUUCUCCGUUUAUCGCACACGCCGGUAGGACAGAGAGAGAGAGAGAGAGACUGACUGUGGAGCGAAAAACAACUUCCGAAUUUGGUAUUUACGAAAAAAAAGUGGGAUUACCUCCUCCCACCCCCCCCCCCCCCCACCUGGAAUUCCCCCAAUCAAGCUUCUUGAAUCUAUAACCUGCUUCAUCCGCCCUCCAUUCAGGGAUAACACAUCAAGGAUGUCAGCUCUCACUUCAACAGUGUUAUACAUAUGCCUGAAUUUACUGACUCUGUAUUCCCAAGUCCAGGAAUCAAAGCAGACCACAGAGCACUUCAGGACCUACGUGGAGAACCACACCAAACAUUCAGAUGACCUGAGUCGGAAGCAGAUCCGAAUCUACCAGCUCUACAGCAGGACCAGUGGCAAGCACGUCCAGGUGCUGGGCAAGAAGAUCAACGCCAACGGGGAGGACGGUGGCAAAUACGCUCUUCUUGUGGUGGAGACUGAUACAUUCGGCAGCCAUGUGCGAAUAAAGGGCAAAGAGACAGGUCAUUACAUCUGCAUGAGCAAGCGAGGGAAGAUUCUGGGCAAGCUCAAUGGGAAGAGCCGGGAGUGUGUGUUUGUGGAGGAGGUCCUGGAGAAUAACUACACUGCUCUGAUGUCUGCCAAGUACAAGGGCUGGUACCUGGGCUUCACCAGGAAAGGACGGACCAGGAAAGGAUCGAAAACUGAGCAAAACCAGAGGGAGGUGCAUUUCAUGAAAAGACCCCCCAAAGACAAAGGGGAGCACCAUAGACCUUUCAAAUACACCACAGUCACUAAAAGGACAAAACGAGCUCGACACCAUAAGACCAGCUAGGACCUAGGGGACCUCUAUCAGCCUGCUGGCUGCCUCGGAUAAAUAUUUGUGUUUGGGGUUUUUUUUGAAAACUAAAGAUACUUUAUUUUUAUACUCAUGAAAGGAACUGCUCUGAAUUGACCUAUAUUUAACGGGAAACUGGGCGUGUGUGUGUGUGCGUGUACGUGUGUGUGUCUGUCUGUCUGUCUGUCUGUGUGUCUGUGAGUGUGUGUGUGUGUGUGUGUGUGUGUGUGUGUGUGUGUAUAAGGGUUAUUUAUAAAAUGGCCAUUUCUCAUCAGGAUCCUGAAAACAAUAGGCCCCUCUCGUUGGCCUGCAGCUAGGCUGCAGUUUAAAAGCUUGACAGAAAUCAUAAGAAAAAAGUCUUAUUUUCUGUGGCUUUUGGUUUGGAUCCAGAUUUGAAUGCUAGCAUCCAGAGAGAGGCACACAGUGCUGGCUGGAGUUUAUGGGUAAGGGUGGGGUUGGGGGCAGAGGUGCAUUGGCUCAUCAUUUUUUAUAUACAUCAUAUAUAGACUGUGCUCACUUGAACUGUGAAAACAACCCAGUAAUGCAAUUCUAAACUGCAUCCUUCCACACGGGAUGUUAUUUUCUGCUGGGAGUGUGUGUUGAUCUGUAAAGUUCUGAGGUGACGAACUGUUUGCAACACUGGUAGCAUUAAAAGCAAUUUGACAUUUAUGAAAGACUUUUAUCCCACAAGUGAUGAAAUGUGUUGGCUGAAAUCCAACUCCCUCUCCCUCCUGUUACCUACCCGCCCCCCCACAUCCCCACCCCCACCCCCACCCCCACAGUGUCAACUCACAAAGAGAUGGCCAGGUAACAACACUAAGUUUCCCCUUCAAUCUGCCUCAGGAUGGUUUGAUUGCUUCUUUUUGACCUUCCUUCAACCAUUAGCCUUUUUUUCCUUCCUCUUGAGGAUCUUUAAAGCCAAACCUCACAUCAUCAAAUGACCACUUUGUGCAUGCCUUCUUUCCCAGCUUGACAGUGUCCUGCACUCUGACCCUUCACUGAGGAUUCCCAAAGACAAAAAACCGAUACACGGGUCCCUGUCGAACAUUUUGUCUCUGGUCUACGCUGCUGAAAUGGUCCCCGUUCUUUUUUGACCCUCUUCUCUUUGAUUAGCGUUUAGAUUUAAUUCAGGAAAAUAAAUUGUACAGUGUCUGUAAAAAUAUGUACAAUUUUCAUUUUAGUCAUAUUAUCUCCUUUCAAUUAUUAUUAUUUACAUUAAUGUGAUCAAUGAUAAAUCAAGGCUGGGUUAAGAGCAAGACAUUAUUGCUUAUCUUUCGAGUUUUGUUAAUGACUCUUGAACUUGAGAUUUUUUAAAAAUCCGUUCAUAUUGACAACUAAUUUCAAGUUUGCCCAGUUAUGCUGAAGCUGUGGAAUAGUGGGGUUCAAGGAAAAGGUAUAGUCAAUCCUGUGUGUAAUUUUAAACUUCACAAAGAACCUUUCGUCUGACAAAGGUCCUCUGCAAAUACAGCAGGCGAUCACAUGUUUUGGGACCACUUGUAAUGGAAGGAUUGGUAAUGAGUCAGUGGAACGACUGACCAACUGUUCUCAGAGGAAAACGUUUUCCCAUGGAAAUAAUGCCAGCCAGGAUACCGAAAUAUUACUGUGUGAUCAACAUGGCUGAGCUGUCUGGAGGGAAGAUUCCACUGAAGAGAUCUUGGGAAUAAGCCUCAAGAACAGUCUGUACUCUAGGCAUGUUCCGAAGGUGAUCAAUGGGCUAACUGGGAAGGUGUCCAAUAAAUGGUGAUUGCUAGAAAGGUUACAGUAUGAAAAGUAGCAGAUUCUUGUUGCUGUAUCUUCAAAACUAGAAUUAGAUUUUAUUGUAUUCAAGUACAGGAGUACAAUGAAAAGUGUACAAAGUCGCCAUCUUAAAAUACAAAGCCAGAAUGUAAAAUAAAACAAGAGAAGGAAUUCAAGAAACAGAGCCAAAAGAAAAAGAACAAUAUCCAGAUCUUAAAGUCCCUAUCUGACAGGAAAUGAGCAAGUCCAGAAUUUAAAGCCCUGGCCUGGAGAUUCCUCAGGGGUAUGGUCUACCGAUCACUGGAACAAGCUGCCAUUGUUGUUGUCUCUGUUGUUACCGCUGCCUCACAUCCUCAGGAGGCCAAGCUGCUCUCACCCUGCCGAAGACUCUGAGAAAAUCUUUCAAAGAGUUAAAUAAAAGAGCAAAAGAAAAGAGCAGAAGUAAGAAGAAAAAAACAAAGAAAGCAGAAAGAAGUGGAGAGCCCCGGGCCCAGAACCUGAACGCAGAGCUGCUGCUCGGUCACCAUUUGGUUAUGACAAAAGGCCAUCCCAAAAUGGAGGCCAACUGUUGAUAAGUUCUAGACCUGUUGGUCUUAUGCUAUUCUACACAGAUGCGGUGAAGAACCCCUGAGGAAAUAAUGGUAGUGCUUAAAAGUACUAUUAAAAGUACUGAAAACCAGCAGCUUAAAAGGUUCAUUUCUGAUGUCAGCAUAAAAAGAGGCAUAAAAAUGGACACUGAUGUAUUAAGGGAGUUAUUUUGGUUUGAGAACUGAUGCAAUGGUCAGCACUUCUAUUAAGGACACAGGAAAACAAACAAUGAAAGCAUUUGAACUGGUGGGUUUGGAAUUGAACUGAUAGAGUCAUGCUGUGGCUUGCUAUCAUUGGAACCACCAGGCUGGAUCACCCUCAAGUUUACCAUCUCAGUCAUCAUUCAAAAACCAUGGCUUGGAAAACAGUUUCCAGUGGCAGCUUGAUUCAUUUAUAUACAAUGUAAAGUGUAUGAAAAUAAUUUCUAUGACUAUUAUAAGGAUCGCUAUUUAUUGCAUCUGUACCUGAAAUAAAAUGUCAGGAGAUUAAUGUGGCCUCAUGAUUAAAGAAUGAGGAUUACAUGGAAAAA
Molecule: messenger RNA, 3766 nt
Organism: Hemiscyllium ocellatum (epaulette shark)
Lineage: Eukaryota; Metazoa; Chordata; Chondrichthyes; Orectolobiformes; Hemiscylliidae
Gene: fgf24
Product: fibroblast growth factor 24
Exons: 5
Coding region: 289-909 (206 amino acids)
Biological process (GO): positive regulation of cell population proliferation; limb morphogenesis; neuron differentiation
Cellular component (GO): cytoplasm
Molecular function (GO): type 2 fibroblast growth factor receptor binding; type 1 fibroblast growth factor receptor binding; growth factor activity
Source: RefSeq, a predicted model, not a curated record